Molecule: messenger RNA, 12410 nt
Organism: Dimorphilus gyrociliatus
Lineage: Eukaryota; Metazoa; Annelida; Polychaeta; Dinophilidae
Source: the annotation of a GenBank genome assembly
AGUAGGCUAUCUCUAUAUUCCAACGGAAGUAUUAAAGCUGAGCUUCCGUCGCAGAAGUAGUCGAACAUAGACUCAAAACCUUGUGUUUUCUUUUUGAAGAGAAUGCAGUUUAAAGAUUGCUAAUUUUAAGCAGAUAAAUUAGAUAAUUUUCGCACUCCAUUUUAGAAGUGCAAGUAUAAUAGCAGACUUUGUCCUCAGUGAAAUAUGGCUUCAUAUGAUGCUAAUUUUUCGGCGGCAGGAUCUAAAUUGAAUCGUACAUUGUUGAAUUCUCAACAAUUAAGUGAAGCUUUUAUGAAUGUUUUUCUGGAAAAGCUUUCAUCAAGGAGUGCCUCUAAACCGAAACAAAACGACUCCCGGCAAGGAAACGUUCAGGCUCAGAACCAAAAGAAGACCCCGAAAGAGUCUGAUAUACCGGGCGUUGUAGAAAACUACCUAGUCGUAAAUAGUGCUUCUUCAUCGUUUUGUGUCUAUGCUUUUAUAAGAUAUUCAGUUUUGGGUUGUAAACUCCAAAGCAAUACCUCAAUACUCUCUAAUACCCAUCAAUGCAAUGAUGGAAGAAUUUCAAUAAAUCAAAGUAGUAGCAUCAGAGAAACUACAUCUCCUAAACUACCUAUGAUUAUCGAGCUUGGUCUUAGAGAAAUACUCAUUAUAAUUACUGAAUUGCGUUCAACAAAUCCUGCAUUAUGUAAAAGAACACUCGAAGCAUUGUUUAACAUUUUGUCUAAUCGUACACCUGAAAGUAUGAGAUCUGAACCUUUCUCAAUAAUGGAAAAUUUGUUUGAAGUUCUACUCGAUUUAACUUCUAAUAGUGACAAAUCAAAUGAUGAUUCUAAUAGUUUAUCAGCUUUAGCUUCUUCGUGCCUGUUCGCUCUUGUGCUAUGUUGGGGAGAAACUGGUUAUAUUUUAUCUGCAAUCAGUUCUAUCCUUAUGUCGACUUCACCUGAGAAAAAAAUGAAACUUCCAGAAGUAGCUGUGAUAAUGAGAAAUUCUGUUCUGGCUUACCUUACACAGAAGCACCAGCUCCCUGAUUGGUUUAGAUACGGGGUCCCAAAGAGUUGUAUGGUCUAUAAGAAAAUAAUAUAUCGCUUGACAUCAGCAGAACAUUGCGCUGUAUCAUCCGACGGAGUCUUCCUUUAUAUUUUCUCACCGAAUUUUGGGGCCUAUAAAAUUGGAACAGGGUGUUCCGGUACCAUUGAAGGUUGGAUCUAUGCAUCUAAUACAAUAUAUAUUUCCGAAAAAAUGAUGGGUUGGAUAGGAGCUUUUGAAAAGUUUGUGCUAUUACAACCUAACAGAAAUAAGCGAAGAAUAAAAGUAUUAUGUAAAAAUACCUUAACAGUACUCUCGAAAGUUGAUAUGUCUUUGGUGACUAACGAAGGACUCUUUUUCUCUGACUCAUUUUGCGUCGGUCAAAUAUCUUCACUAAAAAAUGGGGAUUUUAUUGUUAGAAAAUAUAUAAUUAAAGCUACUGGAGAAGAUUCUGUUGUCUUAGUUCCAGAUGAAACGAAAGAGCUAAAAUUAAAAUUAACAAUUCAGGGUCUACACGUAUGCGGAAACUUUUGUGAAGAAGGAGACUCCGAAGGAGUGAUUAGACCUGUUGCAAAUGUAGCUAGUCACGGCUCUAUAAAAAAUGAUAUUUUAGACGUUCAAUGUGGUAAAGAUUUUCUGUUGGCUUUGACAUCUGCUGGAAAUGUAUAUUUUAUUGGAAAUCCAAAUUCUGUAGGAGCUAAAGCACACUCUGGCGCAAUUGCUACGACAUGGACACUUUUGCCUCUGCCUAAGGAAGCAACUGGUUUGAAAAGCCUAUCAGUUGGAAAUGACGGGAAUUAUGCAUUGAUCUCUUGUCAGAAUGGUACUGUGGUAUAUAUCGGAAUUGCAAAGCGAGGAGAGGAUGGAGACAAUUCUUAUAGAUAUUACCGAAGAGGAUGUUUUACAUAUAAAAAUCUCAAACCAAGAAUCAUAAAGGGUUUAUUGGAAGGAGAAUGUAUAGUUUCUGUGCAAGCUAACAAUGGUAUUAGUGCUUUCAUAACAGACGAAGGAAAAUUGAUAUUACUUGGUAGAGAAGCUUCGGAUCAUACAAGUCGUUUUGGGACGGUGUCGAUAUUCAAAGACAAAAAUAUAUCUCAGGUAGCUUUGGGAAAAGCACAUACUAUUGUUUUAAGUUCAGACGGAUCCGUUUAUUCUUUUGGUUACAAUCAUAAAGGUCAGUGUGGUCGUAAGAUAAACCGACAAAACAUAAAAAGUGAAUCAGGAUGUUCUGUAAUAAAAAAACAAGAGAGAGUUUCCCUUGGUCCCAAUGAAGUAAGAAUAUGUGAUGAUGGUGAACACAAUUUUGUGACUGGCGAUUGUAUGAUAUGCACGCUGUGUGGAAAUUGCACUGAAUAUGGGAUGUUUUGUGUACUAACUGGUAACUCUAAACAUGUUCCUGGAUCAAAAUGUGGUUGCGGAACGGGUGAUGCUGGUUGUGCAGACUGUGGUCUAUGUAGAAUAUGUGUAAAUGAUGUACUACGGACAGAGGAGGAAGGUGAAGUAUUUGUCGAAAAUCGAUCUCGUUCACACCGUAAAGCUGGACCUUAUCAUAGAUCAAAAGAUAUUAAUGAUCGUGAUCGCCGAGGAUUUCAAAAAGCAUCAGAAAACCGAUUACUUUCUGCUCCUUUUGGUGCUUCGAAUAUUGAAAUGGAAUAUACUAAAACCAUUAUAGUCCAUCCAGACAUCAUAUCUAUAGAUACGAAAGUCAAGCAGGUAGCCUGUGGGCUUUAUCACUCAGGGUUGUUAUUAGAGACGAAAGAAGUAAUGACUUUCGGAGGAAAUUCAAUGGGGCAAUUAGGUUUGGGUGACUUAAUAAAUAGAGACACCCCUACAAAAGCAAGAUUACAAAGUGAGAUAUCGUAUCUUUCUACCGGAAAUAAUCAUACCGCUCUCUUGAGUGUCAAUGGAUGCAUCUAUACUGCUGGGAGUAACUCUAAAGGUCAGCUUGGACGAAAGUUGAACUCAGAUAAAAAAUAUUCAACUGAAUUUCAAAAAAUUCCAGGAAUAGGGGAUAAUAAUAAUACAAAAGCAACAAGAAUUAAAGCAAGCUCCGAUGCAACUUUUCUUCAAAUAGAAGAGUCUCUUAUUAAUUGCGAAGUUUUAAUGCACUGUGAAGUAUUUGCUACCAAUACAUCAAUUGGUAUAAUACCUCCUAUAUAUGAAGACCAAUGUAUGAUGAUGGUAAAAAAGAGCAGCGGAAGAUGCCGAAUUUUCCGUGGUGAACACCAAUUAAAUUUAGCGAAUAGCACUAUUUGUGGUGAUCCUGUAUACGACGUAUUGUAUACAUAUAAUUGGAAGAAUAAAAUUCUUUGCCAAUUAAAUAGUUUACUAUCGGAUGACAUUUGUAACGAAACAAAUUAUAGUCUCUUAAAUUCUCUAACAUGUCCUGAAAGAUUGCUCAGCUUUAAGAGUGAAUCAACAGUUAAUGAACAUAAUGUUGCUUUACUCAUUCUUGCAUGUAUUGAUAUUACAAGCAGAAGGAGUGAUAGUCCUUCGAUAAAUGACUCUCCAAUAGAAUUUCAUGAUGGAGUUAAAAAUGUAACCCGAUAUUCUAAAGAGGAUUAUAAUGUUGUCGACAGAUUUGAUCAUCAUGGUGUUGGCUGGGGAUACUCAAAUAAUGCUGUAGAAGCCAUUCGUUUUAUGGCAGAUCGAGAUAUAUUACUUGGUGGCUUUGGAUUAUUUGGUGGAAGAGGAGAAUAUUUGGCAAGAAUAAAGCUAAUUGAACUUGGUAUGGAUGGUGGAGAAAAUGAAAUAAAUGGGGAAAUCCUUGCCACUGGAAAUUUCUUAUAUGAAUGUUCUCCACGAUCAAAAUUCCCUGCCUUAUUCGAGGAGCCUGUUUUAUGUACCGCAGGGUGCUGGUAUGUUGCCGUUGCCUCCAUUUCGGGACCAAGUAGUGAUUGUGGUUCUUGUGGAUAUUCAUCUGUAAAGAUAAACGAACAAGUUCCAAUCAAUUUCAAGUUUAAGAACUCCAAAAAAUCAAACAAUGGUACAGACGUUAAUUCUGGGCAAAUACCACAAAUAUUUUACAAGUUGUACUCAAACUCGAACUCUUGUAAUGUCGUUAAAGUUUCGUCUUUUGACAGACUUGUAACACCAGAAAUUUAUGGAAAUAAUCAAGCUUCAACAAUUGCAAGUGGAGACCUCGUUUCCAUUGUAUCAUCCAACAUAGCAACUCUUACUUCUGAUCUCUGCAUUGAAUCUCUCUUAAAGCUAUUGCAGUGGAGUUGGGCAGCAUUUUGUUGUAAAGCCCCUGAAAUUGCAACUAUAAGUGGAAUUGGCUAUUUAGAAGGAGAAGCAGAACUGCGAAAAUUAGUCUUCAUUGCAUCUUCAUCUAUUAGAUUAUUAUCAAAAUAUGUUCAAAAGAACUCAAACAAAACAUCCGCUCUAUCGGAUGCUGGUCGCAUUUUGCGACGCAUUUUGACAGAGAGUACAGCAAGAGUCAAAUGGUUGCCUUUUGGAGUAGAUGGUUCAUUAGGUCCUCUAAAAUUACUAACAUCAUUACUUGAUCACUGUCAUGAUGCUUGGGUGCAAUGUUUUUCUUCUUUCUUUCCGACCCCUCAAAGAAUGUGGCAUUGCUUGUGUGAACUGCUAGGGUCAUUUGAUUCGAGACAGGGUGAAAGUGGUUUGGGUAACUCUAUUCUGCUUUCUGCUGUUUUCAAAGCCCUAUGUGAAGGACCUGUACGAUUAACCAGUAUAUUCCCUUUCUAUGGAGGAUGUGAUACUCCUGAUAUUCAACAGUCGUUAUGGCAGAGUGAUUCCAGUACUAGUCAGCAAGAAGCUCUAAAUCUCUCAGAUUAUGGUCAACAUGCUCGGAGCCCACCAGAUCUCAUGAUAUCAUCUUAUUGCUAUAGUUUUAAAGAAGUUUUAGACAGGAUUUUAUCAAUAGCUUCAUAUCCAGUUGUUUGCUUACUAAAACAAGAAUCGUGCACAUUACCCGAUUCUUUAAUAGUCAAUGCUUGCUCUCUACUACAAUGUUUGAUGUCUGAUUUUGUUAUUUCUGCAAAUGCUUUACAGGAUGAAGAAACCGGUGUUAAUCCAAAGACUCAUCCAGUUCUCAUCUCACCUAGUCGAUUUACCAGAACAAGUAUUACUUCAUAUUGGUCAACAGGUAAUGGCAAUGCCGAGGCAAUCUGCUUUGCCGUAGAUAGAUCAGGAAUCUGCAUAGCUGGUGCCUGCGUAUACGGAGGGGGGUCCUCUAAUAAUGGUGGUUCGCAACAAUUUGAGUAUGAAUUGGAACUUCUUGAAGACGUUGAUCCUGGUGCAGGAGAUAAAUGGCAGCUCAUAGCCUACAGCACAGGAUCUUUUACAAAUGACGAUUGUAUAAAUGAUAUUUUUCAAAUACGAUUUGAUAAAAUCGUUCUUAUCAAAGAGAAUUUUAAAUAUGCCCUAAGAUUUCGCAAUAGAGGUCCUCGAACAGUUCACGGUGACCAAGGUGUUACCCAAGUUCGCUGUCCAGAUAAUACAAUUUUCUCAUUUUCGGCCUGUCCUUUAUCCAGCAAUGGAACAAAUCAUAUCCGAGGACAAAUUCCUCAAAUCCUUUAUUGUAUUUCAUCAAAUGAAUCUGAUUCUAGAAUGCAAAGCUCAAAGCUCAUAGCUGAACAUAGUGCAAAACGAGAUGUAAUGAACAUUUGCCUUGCAGUUAUUACUUUAGCAAAAUCAUUGCUGAGUAAGGCACAAAUCUUAACUGAUAUCAAUCAUUUCAAAAAAUUGGCGUCCUUACAUUUUUUCAACUCUCUUAUGCCAGUUAUAUUAGCUCAUAUUGGACCAAUAGCUAUGAAUGAUAUUCAUAAUGCAGUUUUUUUACUUAAUGCUAUGAAAUGCUUUCUACCAGUUGUAGUGGAUUUGAACAAAAGACGAACGUCUCUGGUAAAUGGUAAUUUACAAGAAUCACCCAACAAGAAUCGUGUUGCUGGACCUACUGAUACUUCAAAUCCAUAUAAAUGUUCAACUAUAGUUGAAAGUAGCCAUCCUUACAAACCAGCAAGCAUUAAUCACUACACAGUAAAGUUUGAAAGCUCUAUUAAAUGGAUGAGUGUUGAAUUUGAUGAAGAAUGUUCAACUGCUCAGCCUGAGGAUAUAUUACGAAUAUUUAUCCCACCAAAAAAAGACAAUUCUCAACCAGUUGAAGUAGGUCAAUUCUCCAGUGAAAAUGGCUUUCCUCGUGUUGCUUUAUUAUUUCCUGGAAACGAACUUUGGUUUUGUUUAAAUUCCGUCUCAGAGAAAGCUAAAUCUGAUCAAUCUGAUUAUUAUGGUUUUAAAUGUGUUGUUAUGGGGUAUGAUUGCUGUAAAGAAAAUGGAUUAGCCCAAUUGGAAAACGAAUGCUGCUACCUCAGUUCUCUAUGUGCAUCAUCGUUAUUAUCUAGGCAGUUAGUUCUCCCUCCAUCUACAAUUGGUGAGCAUGAUACAGAUAUGAAGAAUAUAGAAGAACAGGGAAGCAUGACUUUCACUGAGCAAUGGAAACUACUUAGAGGGGGGCUAUCUUUACCUCGACUUCCAACAGCUCAACAGGCAAUAGAGGGUAUAUUACCAGCGAGUCAACCAUCAAAUGAAAAUGAUUUUCUUCAAGAUUUUGUCUCUUGUACUGCCGGAACCUCAGGUGGUCGUUUGGCUGAUUGGCUUCAAUCAGAAAGAAGAAUAGAUCCAUCGAAAUGCUCUAUUAUUGUGGUUGGCUCUAACCUUAGGUAUAAUGUACCCGCCACACUAAAAGUUAUAACAAACGACCAAUAUGGUCAAAGAGUACUCAAAUAUGAGGUAAAAGUAGACAUUGAAGUACUACCAGUUGGAAAUAGCGUUAAAUCUCGUCCAAUUGGUCUCUCCGAGCCUGAAUUGCACAUUCAAAGGCCUCAUUACGUUCCUUUCAAACCUAUUUUCUGCAUAACCUCCAGAAAUGUCGUAUACCAUUCAAUAUCUAUGAUGAAAGAAUAUGAUGAUUAUUCUUUCGAAGAACUUCGGUACCUUUUACCAGAAGAUACAACGAACAGUGGAGAUACUCUGCGUGUGAAGAAAGUAAUUGAUGGACUGUAUACUUGUCAAUGGAUUCCUCCAACUCCAGGAUGUUACGAGCUGAAGUUGAUGAUUGAUAAUAAAUCAAAUGGAGAAGUACUACGAGUGACUGUUGAAGACUCACCGGGUAAUCAUAUUGUAUUUGUUAAUCCACCUAAGCAAAUAAGAAAACCAUGCAUAAGAGGGCGAAUAUUUACAGAAAAGUGUUCAGCUGGUUUGAGGAUUCGAUCUCAGCCAUCUUUACAAGCUGAACAAAUUGGAAUAGUAAAACCAGCAGGUGUUAUUUACUACUUUAAUGAAAUUUGCAAUAAUGAUGGAGUUUGGGUUAGGUUAACUGCUAAAUCAAUAAACGAAUGGUGUCCUGACACGGUAGGACUUAGACGAGAUCUCUUACCCGAAGCCUGGGUUCUCCAAUAUCAUGCUCAUCUUGAAAGAACAUUCCUUUUACCGAUCAAAUCUGUAGAAAAUGAUCAUCCAUCACAAAGCAAAGAAAAUAUUAGAAUAAUGAGAGUCGAUAGGAAAUGUCUAUUGAAAGUUGAGCCUAGUCGUGGUGCUCAAAGUGUUGGGGUUUUAUAUCCCAAUGAAACAGUUAUAAUUAUCACUCAGAAGGAUCUUCCCGAUGGAGAAGUUUGGCUUAAAGUUAAAUUUGAAAAAAAAUUAAAUAACAGACCUUCAAGUUCUUGGCUAUUACUAAAAGAUAAUCAAAAAAUAUAUGCUUCUGAUAUAUCUGGGGGAGAGAAAAGAAUUGGUGAAACAAAUCAAGAAACCGACUCCUUGCCAUUGAUUCCUUUUGAUAUAGCAUCGCCCAGUUGUAAAAAUCCAACAGAAACAACUAUUUCAAGGCAAAAUGAACCUAUAGCAAAAGGCCUGAAAGAUCUGAUAAAUGCUGUUGGAGAAAGUCGAGCCAAUGGCAACGGUAAAACGCCCCCGAGAACGCCUCCACCGACUCCCAAAAAAACUCAAGCCAAAAAACGAUCUCCCAUAGACGAUGUAUCUCGCAAUCGAUCCACUAGUCACUCCCCCACGUCAUCUCCUUUGUAUGUACUACGAAAAAAGUCGUCUAAUACAACUGAUGGAUCUUCAAAAAUUGAAAAGACUAAUUUUUGUAAUGCAAGUGAUAUUUUACUUCCAUCUUUGGCUGAAUGUGCUCGAACUGUUUUCGCUGCAAUUCUUCUUCAUGAGGGAAUAGUUCACGAUGCUAUGACAUGCGCUACUUACUUGAAAUUUCAUACAGACUUGACGAAAACUGAUAUUCUUAAACUAAGCAACUUGACAGAUCCAGAUCAUGAAACUGAAUACCCAGCAACUUUAAGAUAUACAGUCGGAUUGUGGUCAAAAGUAUCUGGUCAUAUUUAUAAUGUGGUUAAGAACCAUCCAGAAAAAGUAAUAAUACCAUGUAUUCCUCAAUCAAAAGCAGAGACUAGUACCAAUGAAAAAGAAACAGUUUGUGAACUAUGCCUUCAAGUGGUUGAAAGACCCCCUUCCUCUCACAUGAGGCAAGAACAUCCAGGAUGCGGAAAACCAUGUGGUGGCUUUGGCUUUAAUAGCUCUGGUGUUUAUUGUAAUGGUUGGUCUGGAUCAUGUGGUGAAGGUGGUUCAGGAGGUAGUACUUGGUACUUAAUGUGCUAUCAGUGCUUUGCAAAAUAUUUGCGAGAUAGAACCGAAAAAAUGGACGGUGAAGAAAAGCGUGUCGCAGUAAAACCUAUUCCAUGCAUUUUAGAACAGAAAACUGAUUUAUCCUUUCAAGAAGUUAUUCGCCGCAAUGCAAACUUUUUAUUGCAACUUAGUCCCUCAUUUUCAGCAGCUACAGACGUUAUGGAUAUGACAGAGGCUUUUAUUACUUCAAAUUUUUCAUACGUUGAUGCUUCGGCUACUAAAUGGCAGGACAAAGGACAAAAAUUAGUAAAAGGUUUAAGUCGAUCACAAUUUGGACCAACCAGCGGAUCCUUGAAUGAGAUGGAGCCACAAGGGUUUAGGUCUUUAAGAUCACCUGCUCAAGAAAAAGCUAUAGACUCGUCAAAUGACCCUUCUAUUCUUCAUAGAAGUAUUUCAGAAGCUACGUCUAAUCAAGAAGCUAUCAACAAGUCUGGUCGUAAAAGAGCUCAAAGUACUGGAGUUGCGUAUUCUUCCAAAGAUAAAAUUAUGAUACAUCAGCCUUCUCCUGCUCUUGUAAAGCUUUUCAUGAAUUGUCAGGAUAACAUUGAUCAUGAUCCUGUUGUAAUAUUUGUGAAGAGUAAGCAAAACGUAGAUUUAUUAGAAAUGGCCUGCAAGCAAGCUAUUAGAAAGGCUGCUUGUAAAGUUUUUGCUCUUCAGGCCUUCGAUUGGCUUUUAAAAAUUGCAACACAGUCUUCGUGCAUACAUGACGUUCUUUGGUCUUUUAUCGCCGCGUUAUCACCUAUUGGUGAAAAUGGAAGCAAACUAACUCCCCCUCCUCCAGGUUCGUUUGCUGGGAAAAAUCCUGUUCGAGACAUCGAAAUAGCUGGCUUGGCCAGUGGUUGCGUAUCAAGAUUACUACAACGUUUUCUGCAGGAUGUUGCUGAUCUCAUUACUCAUCUAUCACCGUCUUCAUCAAUUCAGAUGAUGGCUAUUAGAUGUUUUUCAAUCGAUUUCUAUCAGCAGGAUCAUGCAUUCCUCCACAAGUGUCGUAUUUUCAACAGAAUUGAUGAAAUUUUGUCCAAGUCUGAAAGUUUAGGGGAUCUACAGAAUUGGAGACAUCACGAUGCUCAUCAUAACUCUUACGUAUCUAACUUUAUUGAACUGAAGAUUGAAAGUAUAACCGUCUCAAGUAGACCAGCGAUGUUAUCCAGUCUUACAGAUAAUAGCACAGAAACUUUUUGGGAAAGCGGUGAAGAGGACAAGAACAAAGCUGUAAAGACAAUUAUUGUAUUUUCCGAAUCAAAAAUUAAUAGAGCUCUCAUAUACGUUGAUAAUGUUAAGGAUAACUGUAACAGAUUGGCUCAGGCAACUUUCUAUGGCAAUUUCUCUCAAUCAAAUAUUGAAAAAAUGCUUUCAACUGAAGUGGAUAACAAAUUUAGUGGUUGGAUAGCUGCAAAUAUAUUACCCCCUUGCACGUCCGUUAAGAUUGAUCUAAAAAGUGUUGAUGCAACAGUAAGAAUUAGACAAGUGAAAAUUUUAACGGAGCAAGUUAUGACCGAUAUCACGUCCUCUAGUAUGAUAAGUCUGCAGCAAAACUUGUGUGAGAAUGAAACACUGAAGAUAUUUAGACAGCUGACAUCUCAGGUUCUUGGUCAAUUAUUUAAAGAAAAGCAUUCUGGAGACGACUCUAUUGAUUUAAGAGAUCAUAUGCUGGGUAUCCUUUUCUCCCGACCCAAAUUGAGCCAGAUGCAACAGGAAAUUUGUGCUCACAUUAUGAGAUCAAUACGCAAAGAAACUGAAAAAUUGAACUGCGAUACGUACUGCAACGAACUAAUCUCAAUGCUGUUGGCUUUAAGCAGUUCCAUGGUUGGCAGAGCUUAUCUAUCCCAACAACACAACUUGAUUCACGAUCUUCUUUUAUUAUUUCAUGGAUUUUCUGGAAGGGUUCAGAAACAAAUAUUAAAGCUCUUAAAGCGCGUCUUCUAUCUUCUGACUCCUAAAGCUUUUGCUGAAGUUAUAAAAAUCAGAGAGUUGCCUCCUGAUGAUUUUACCAGCUUGUUAGCUUCAGAAAAUCUUCUUUCUCAAGCGCCUAAACUACUAGACUGUCUGCUUUCGAUCGUGGCAAAGUCUUUAAAAGUCCAAUAUCGAGUUAAAGGACAAGGACAAAGGAUGGCGGCUAAAUUUGUGUCUUUCCAGGAAUGUGUCGAAAUAUCUGAUCAUGAAUGGUGGUUGAAAGGACACUCUGAUCCGUCAUUAAGUAAAGAAACGAUUAUAUUCAUUGAGAAUCUCGCAAAAGGUGCCAUAACUGAAGAAUGGGCGAGAAUAACAAAUGCUUGUUUAGCGCAGUCAACCUUAGCUCUAAUGACCGCAACUGAAACUGAUAGGAACCAUGAAGACUAUAUGAAAUCAUCGACAUUUUGGUUGGCACUUGCUGCUUUAUCAAUUUUACAACAAGAACAUGCAGCUAAAUUGACAUCGUCGGCGAAUAGAAAAACGGCUUGCGAUAAUCAUGACGACGGAGAAACAAGAGCCAUUUUAGAAUGCAAUACCUGCGGCUACUUGUGUGCCGAUUGCGACAGAUUCUUACACAUGAGUAGAAAGUCUCGAUCUCAUUUGCGAAAUGUUUUCAAAGAAGAAAAGGAAUCAAUUCGAGUUGAUUUACACGAAGGCUGUAGACGAAUAAAACUAUUCUGGCUAAUGGCAACCGCAGAUUCUUCCACAGGCAAUGUUAUAUUGGAAUUUCGACAACAUAAUUUGUCAACAUCGGGCGUUUGUAGGUUUUGCUCGAGCCCCGCAGCUAUGUCAUCGGCAGUUGGAAAUGUAUGUGACGAUCAGGAUUGCAAGAGACAUGCAGAAACAGCAUGUACGAAACAGCUAAUUUGUGGUCAUAUGUGUCAAGGUGUAGCGGAAGAACUUGACUGUCCGCCGUGUCUCAGCGGUUGUGGUGGCUCAAAACUCAAGCAAGAUGGCGAUGACAUGUGCAUGAUUUGCUUUAGUGAGCCAUUGUCGGCAGCUCCAGUUUUACAUUUAGAAUGUGGUCAUGUAUUUCACUUUCAUUGCUGUGAGGAGGUCUUAAGAAAGCGUUGGAUCGGACCAAGAGUAACUUUUGGAUUCAUUCUCUGUCCAAUUUGUAAACGACGAAUCAACCAUCCGAAAUUGCUACCAUUGACAAAACCAAUAAUUGAACUUUACCAAGAUGUUGAACGUAAAGCGCUGAUGCGAUUAGAUUAUGAAGGUUUCGAUAAAAAGGAAAUGAAUGAUACUAAAGAUGUAGCCAUAUUUGCUAUGAACAGAUACGCUUAUUACGUAUGUUCUAAGUGUGAAAAGGCUUAUUUUGGAGGUGAAGCUCGAUGUGAUGAAGCAUUACAUCUUAACGACGAUUUUAACCCUGAAGAACUAGUCUGUGGAGCCUGCUCUGACGUAGCGAUGGCUCAAAUGUGUCCUCGUCAUGGCUCUGAUUAUUUAGAAUAUAAAUGUAGAUAUUGUUGUAGCGUUGCAGUAUUCUUCUGCUUUGGGACAACCCACUUUUGCAAUAUGUGCCACGAAGAUUUUCAAAGAUUAACAGGUAUAUCGAAAGAGUUGUUAGCCAAAUGUCCUGCUGGUCCGAAAUCUAUUCAAUUGGAUGGAACCGAUUGUCCGCUUAAAGUAGAACAUCCCCCUACUGGUCAAGAAUAUGCCCUAGGCUGUGGUAUUUGCAGAAAUGCUCAUACAUUUUAAGGGAUCAAAAACGUUUAAAAAAUUGUAAUAUAUCGGUUCUUAAAGAAAAAUAAAUUCUAUACGAACUU